Dicentrarchus labrax (European seabass) is the source of this 743-nucleotide messenger RNA. Its product is annotated as coiled-coil domain-containing protein 200-like. The transcript is spliced from 5 exons. The coding region runs from base 185 to 433 and encodes 82 amino acids. Lineage: Eukaryota; Metazoa; Chordata; Actinopteri; Moronidae. The record is from RefSeq and is a predicted model, not a curated record.
CCCAGGAGAGCGUUAUGUUGCCUGGAAACUCCACUUAACAAGGUCAGAGACAGGAGAGAGGUAAAGAGAGACUGACACCUCCAGCAGUCCACCGAGGCUGCUGGGCUGCUCUCUCUCCAGGGCACACGUCAGGUCAGGAUACAGAGCUGUUGAUCGGCUGCUAUCUCUUCACGUCUCCAUCAGGAUGUCAGCUAUGCACUGGGAGGCCAGACGGCGUCAGAAUGCUCUGGACCGCAGGAUGGCCAGAGACAAACCUCAGCUGCUGCAGACGGGUUCUGAGACCAGCCACAAUGCAACUGAAUCAAACACAACACAAGAGCAAACAGCUGGAGGCCAGUGCCCCCACUGUAAGAAAGACCUGAUGACGCCUGUGCAUCACAGUGCUAAGAUCCCCAACAGGUACUCAUCUUUACAGUACGCCCAGCAGUGGUGAGGACGACGAGGAACUGAGCUGAAUCACCGCACCAAGUCUGGAUGCUCUGAACAGCAGCUCUGCGUCUGCUUUUGUCGAAACUGCACCAGUGUGAGAUUGCCGUUGGUUUAAUAUGUUAAUAUAACAAAUAUGACUUAAAACACGUCUCUUCUCCAAGCACUACUGAGCUCAUGGUCAUCUGGAAAAUGUGUCCUGUCCUAUUUCAUAGAUCAUUUCUCAGUGAGACCUUCAUACCGUACAGUGAGCCAGUAAUACGUAGUCAAAGUCAAAUAUCCUCAACAGUUGACUGAAUAAACUCAUGUCAUACAAA